Molecule: messenger RNA, 804 nt
Organism: Epithele typhae
Lineage: Eukaryota; Fungi; Basidiomycota; Agaricomycetes; Polyporales; Epitheliaceae
Product: HAD phosphatase
Exons: 5
Coding region: 1-804 (267 amino acids)
Molecular function (GO): phosphatidylglycerophosphatase activity
Source: RefSeq, a predicted model, not a curated record
AUGCCGCUGAAUAUCCCUGGCAUCCUAGCUCCUUUCCACCUCAUCAUCUUUCCUCGCUUAAUUGUGCCUGGCAUUGUCGUGAAGGACAUUCGCCAGCUAGACUUUCCAGCGUUGUACAAAGCGGGAUAUAGGGGCGCAGUGUUCGACAAGGAUAAUUGCUUGACAGUCCCUCAUGAAGACCGACUAGUCUCGGAGCUGAAGCAAGCCUGGCAAGAGUGUCGAGAUACUUUUGGACCCGGGAACGUGCUCGUUGUGAGCAACACAGCAGGAUCUCAUACAGACGUCGGCGAGAUCGAAGCAGAGUCCGUGACGCAUCACCUGUCCGUACCCGUUCUGCGACAUGCCUCUCUCAAGCCUUCAUACUCCUGCAUCAAGAACAUCCGGGCCUACUUUGCGUCUCUCCCUCAACCCAUACGAGACGACCAACUCGUCGUAGUCGGCGACCGACUGCUCACCGACAUGGUCAUGGCCAACCGGAUGUCGCGAAAACGGCCCGCCGUUGCCGCAGCAGAGGGCGAGAAGACACCUCUCAUGGAUGGGCAGGUGAGCGAAGAGUCACUAGUACACCCGGAGAGGGUGGGGCCGCUGGCAGUCUGGACAGAAGGAUUAUGGAAACGCGAAGCGUUGGCGCUGCGGCUAUUGGAGAAGGGCAUGCUAAGGGGUGUGGAGAGGUGGCUGCUCAAGCCCCACGAAGUUACAUGGCGGGAAAAUGUGCAAUGCAGGUUCGUGAAGCCCUUGCCUGUCCCUGAGAAACCCGUGAAGGAAGGGUGGACAUCGAAACUCUGGGCGAGGUUCGCCGCAUGA